AUGUUUCGUCCAGAAAAUAAAAUAGUCGUUGAAAAUGGCAACGAUACAAUUUUUACAACAUACGUAGCAAUGGAAGAUUUACUGGAUAAAUUAAUGUUAUUGCAUUACGAACCAGAAUUUGUAAAGAAUUUAAAAAUGAAGCCAUUAAAUCGACAUUAUUUCGUAGUGCAAAGAAACCCAGGCGAACAGUUCUUUAUGUUUACCUCACUAUCGGCGUGGUUAAUUAAGAAAUUGGGUCGUUCAUUUGACGAACCUCAAGAGUAUGAUGAUCCUAAUGCUACAAUUGCUAGUAUUUUGGAAGUUAUUCGAGAAAUAGGUGUUGUGGUUGAUUUUCCGCCCAAUAAAUUAAAACAAGGAUUUGGAGAACAAGUUAUAUAUGUUUUGAAUCAGUUAGCUAAUGCUGUCUUACAGAAGAACAACUUUUUAUGGAAUAAGCCCGAAAUAGUCUCUGAACAAGAACCUGAACCAGAAAUCGCUGAAGAUGAUUCCGAAUUAAUCUUAGAUCGUGUGGAAGAAGAAAUGGCAGCGGGAUCGUAUUCAGAACCAUCCGAUGACGAAGCAAUGUUUCGUAUUGAUGAUGUCUCAAAACUCUCCAAUAAAAAAGAUAAAAAUCAAGAAAUUGUAUUAUCAAAUGUUGAUUCAGAAUCAUGGCGAUUAGAAUUAGAACGUAUUUUACCUCAAUUAAAAGUAACCGUACGAACAGAUGGUCGUGAAUGGCGAGCACAUUUAGAACAAAUGAAAAAUCAUCGAGCUGGGAUUGAAGAAGCUCUAACCACAACACAAAGUCAAUUAGAUAAAUUACAAACAGAUAUUUCAAUGAAUUUGGAGAAAAUACAAAAUCGUGAGAAAUAUAUGAAUAGUCAUUUGGAACCAAUUUUGGAGCAGUAUCGGCAAUUAAAAGAUGAAGUAUCAAAAAUUAAUGAUCAUUAUAAAAGUGUUAGUGGAGGAGUUACAGAACGUACACGAGAAUUAACUCAACUUACGGAUCAAUUGGAUACAGUUAAACAGCAAAUGGAAGAACGAGGAGCUUCUAUGACAGAUGGAACACCACUCAUAAAUAUUAAAAAGGCUGUUUCAAAUAUAAAAUCAGAAAUCAAAGAAAUGGACAUUCGUAUCGGAGUUUUACAAAGUAUUUAUUUACAAUCGAAAAUUCGUGAUAAACGUUUACUAGAUCAAAAUUUAAGUAGUCCUCAUAGUAAUAUUAAUUCUUAUGUAAAUUUAGUUAUGUAA
Messenger RNA from Chrysoperla carnea, 1230 nucleotides. It is a transcript of the gene IFT57, whose product is annotated as intraflagellar transport protein 57 homolog. Gene Ontology annotation, biological process: intraciliary transport; non-motile cilium assembly. Gene Ontology annotation, cellular component: intraciliary transport particle B; centrosome; cilium. The record is from RefSeq and is a predicted model, not a curated record. NCBI's taxonomy places the organism in Eukaryota, Metazoa, Arthropoda, Insecta, Neuroptera, Chrysopidae. The transcript is spliced from 5 exons. The coding region runs from base 1 to 1230 and encodes 409 amino acids.